AUGCCCCGAGAAACAUAUCCUCUCACACCACCCACAACCCCAAUAGCACUAUGCCCAAACAACCUCCUCUCCCCACCCCCAGACCGCCUAACCAACACCCCAACAACCCUCUCCAUAGCUCGCGACACCCCAGGCCACAUUUUCACCGUCCACCUCAUCCGCGCGCACGAACCUCUUGAUAGUCCAGACCGGUAUACGUUGCUCUUCACCGUAUCUGGGAAGCCAUGGCCGCAUACGCAAGACCGGUCACGAGUACAUGUAUCUGAUCCUGUGUCUAAUUUGGAUUCUGGGUCUCUGAGCUUGGGUGAUGAGCCGCCGCCUUAUGCUUCUGUUGCUGGCGAUAUAGAAGACGAAGAUGACGAUGAGAAUGCAGAAGAGAAUACCGUUUGGGCAAACGAGAAGCAAGACCCAUUUCCCAACUCGGAAUAUGAUCUAGGUGCAGAACAAGCACCGGGAAUUCGAAGGGACCACGACUCGCACUCUAUCCUCCCAUCUUACGCCUCCGUCCGCAGGAACUCGUCAAAUUCUAUACGAGAUCUCCUUGAUGCUAUAGAACCACCCAAUGAGCCAGCCCCAGCCCCCUCGUCUUCAUCUUCAUUACAGAUUCCAAGUUCACUGUCUGCUGGCACUCCAACCGGCUCAAAAGUCGAUCUAAAGGUGAUACAGCUCACUGCAUCCGGGAUAGGCGUGAUGAUGGGGGAUCAAAAGAUCAUCCAUAUAGCGAGACAUAAUGUUAUGGACUACUGCACGUCUAGACUAAAGCCGAAGUGGGAUGUUGAGGUUGCGAAGGGAGUGGAUUUACUGCUGGCAGUGAAUAUCGUACUGAUCAUGGCCACAUCGGUAUAG
Messenger RNA from Penicillium arizonense, 846 nucleotides. RefSeq lists its product as uncharacterized. The record is from RefSeq and is a predicted model, not a curated record. Lineage: Eukaryota; Fungi; Ascomycota; Eurotiomycetes; Eurotiales; Aspergillaceae. Bases 1 to 846 code for a protein of 281 amino acids. The transcript is spliced from 3 exons.